UUCACUGGUAGUGAUUGCACAAUGAGCCAGAGCAUCCCUCCUCUCUAUAUAAAGGCAGCUAACUUGUGGUCAAGUACAACAGAAUUCAGAAGACCAGCUGACUUCUUACUGCCGAUCACCGACUGUCAACAGACACUUACACACAAUGGGCUCCAGCGACUCACACAACAAGCCAGACAACUCACAACACAACUCACACAACAACUCACACAAUGUUAUAGGCUCUGGUAACAAUAAUACGAUCUACCUCCGGUCACAAGGCUUCACCAGAAUGGCAUGUCCACCGACCAAAGCCACAAAAGGAAAUGCCAGAAGCUUUUGGUUCAAACAUGGAACCGGCAUUGCGCCAAUCACCAGGAUUCAACUCACAUUCAACGAUGAGAUGAGUGUUGGAUUGAUCAAAGCAGGGUACAAAAAGCUCCCUACUCCAUUCAUUCCAGAACCAGGAGCUGAUCCCAUCUAUAUUUGGUUCUUCCAAGGGUCUGGAGAGUAUGAUACUCCCAUAGUGGACCUUGAAGUCACUACAACUGCAGAAGAAGAAGCCCUGAAGUUCCAAGAAGGCUGGGAGAAACUGGCCUGUGAUCUGAACCGCGGGGCUGGAGGGUCCUGGCUCUACAUAUGGGUGAAGAGAGAGAAACCAACCUUCAUCUGCGACGUCGCCGUCACCGAUUCUUUCAAAUCCGGCGAAAGGUAUUUUCAGGAUGGUUGGAUCCGUGUGGAUGUAGAUGCUCACAAGGGUGCGGGAGGUGAACACAUCUUCAUCUGGUACCGUCAGACCACCGAUCCCAAGCGUGCACUCAGCGAUCUGAAAGUCUCCACCACUAAAUGCGAGUUUCAGGCCCUUCAGCAGCAGGAAUACCAGCCAGUGAAUCUAAACUUCAAUGAGUUGUGCGGAAGCCCCCCGCUGUACCUGUGGUACAAGAGAGAGGAAUCCGGCAAGCCCAUCAAGGCCCUCACCCUGGUCCUUGACACUGCUGCCGUUCCAGUGUACAAGAAGGCUGGUAUCCCUGUUAUUGAGAAAGAUCUCAACCCGGGCACUAAAGACCACAUUGAGUACCUGUGUUUUAAUCAGUGAAAGCCUGAGAGAGUCUUCCUCAUGGUGGCACAGCUGA
Messenger RNA from Sebastes umbrosus (honeycomb rockfish), 1112 nucleotides. RefSeq lists its product as uncharacterized. Lineage: Eukaryota; Metazoa; Chordata; Actinopteri; Perciformes; Sebastidae. The transcript is spliced from 2 exons. Bases 146 to 1075 code for a protein of 309 amino acids. The record is from RefSeq and is a predicted model, not a curated record.